Molecule: messenger RNA, 7125 nt
Organism: Polistes dominula (European paper wasp)
Lineage: Eukaryota; Metazoa; Arthropoda; Insecta; Hymenoptera; Vespidae
Gene: RhoGAP100F
Product: Rho GTPase activating protein at 100F
Biological process (GO): signal transduction; cell projection organization; regulation of Ras protein signal transduction
Cellular component (GO): synaptic membrane
Molecular function (GO): GTPase activator activity; protein binding
Source: RefSeq, a predicted model, not a curated record
GUACCUUACUAUAUGAACAUGUAUGUAUAUUCGUAGUAUCCCUAGUAUUCCUCGUUCCAAUGGAAUUGGUGCGAGAAAAGGGGCGAGAAAAGGGGCGAGUUGGGUUGGUCGUUGCCUUCCCUCUCUCGUCUGUGUCUCUAUAUAUCGUCACCCUCUCGUCCGUUGUCCACGUCCCGCGAUAAAGGAACCGCGUACGCCGGCGUCAGCAUGCGCACUUGCUAUAUCCAACAUGUCCGUCUAGGUGACUGACUACAGUUGGUAUAUGGGGGGUAGUCGUGCUUACGCGGCGCGGCGCGUUGCACAGGGUCUGCUCAAAUCGUAAUUUCCACUCCCGUCGUUUAAAGUGCUUUUUCUUCGCCUUUGCCUUCGCCUUUGCCUUUGCCUUUGCCUUUGCCUUCGCCUUCGCCUUUGCCUUCUUUGCCUUCGCCUUUGCCUUCGUCUUCACAUAAUCGCCGUGCGUUACUUUUAUCUCUACAUUAUAAUCCAUCGAACUGUUUCUUUUUCACAUCUAUGGACUUUGGCGAAAUAGGCAAUAUAUAGAGAGAUAGGAUCGUAGAAAUUGGCUGGCGCUCAUAAAUGUGAUAGAAAAAGUCUAGAGAGUAGUGUUCACCGGUUACACGGUUAAAUUGUGAAGACGAGAAGGAAGAUAGAGCUAGGGGAAGAGUUAGGGAGAGGGAGAGAGAGGGCUGGGCGAACGGGUGGGAAAGAACGAGAGAGACUACUCGAGGCAGGCGGGCGUAUUGAUUCCCGCGUGGCGUUAUACGGCGAGGUGAGAAAGCUGCAAGCGGAAGAUUCCUCCUGGUUCCUUCAUCGGCAAAGAGAAACGCCAAAAGAAAAGAAAAAGAAAAGAAACAAAAGGAUCUCUGUUAAUUGGAAUUAACCAAAAAGUGGGCCGGUUAGAGUUGCAUCGAGGAACGGCGGGGCGGUCCCUGACUUUUUUCACGAGAUUCUCUCAAAGGAGAAGAGAGCUUAACACGUGGACCAGAAUGAAAGAAUCUAUCAGACACUGGUCGUGCAGCGAUACUUUGGUCCUUCACGCGAGAAAUGCUUUUUAGAAGGAAGAGGGCAUGACGCACCGAACUCAUGCAGUGGCGAAAACACGUGCGCAUCAAGUACGGUGGUCGAGUCGGUGUCGGUCAAGGACAGCAGGAUCGGGAUCAGGUGCAGCUGCAGGUGCGCGUGGUGCAGCUGCAGCGGGAAGGGGGCGCACGACUCAGCUACGUCUGUCAUCAGCCUCAACUCUCGUCUACGGCUCACCGCGAUUGCAGUGCAGCAGCCAUGCUCUGCUGCGGCCGGAGGAAAGAGGGCCGAGUGGAAGUGACAGACAUAAGCGCAAGUCCUGGGAGACAAGCACCUACCAACCAGUUGCGCCCCAAAGAACCACCAUCUUUAGUCAUCCAGGGAGAUUUCCGAAAAAUAAGCGGUAUAAGUUCGGAAAUCUUCAAGCAAAUCGAAACGGUCGAGAACGAUCAUGACGCUUCGACAGCAGCUGCCCUCGAAGCUGUGGAACGACGGGGUGACAUGGUCGUUCGUGUCAUCGAACCCCGACAAAUGGGCAGACAAGCGUCCGAAGCGGCCAAGAAAUUUAUUUCGAUGCAGGAUCCUAAACAUCCCAUAGAUUUUGUUGAGAUAAUUAAAAGGCCGGGUCAGACGCUUGGUUUAUACAUACGCGAAGGUAAUGGCAUGGACAGAAGCGACGGAGUAUUUAUCUCAAGGAUAGCAUUGGAAACAGCAGUUUAUAACAGCGGUUGUUUGAAGGUGGGUGACGAGAUUCUCGCGGUAAAUUUAGUGGACGUGACACAUAUGAGCCUAGACGACGUAGUUAUUAUUAUGUCGAUACCAAGGAGGCUCGUUUUGUCGACCCGACACGGUCCACAUCAAGCUGUCUCUCAUAGUCGUCAAGUUGAGCACAAAGCACCACCGGUGGUAGUGAUCAAGAGGGAACUGAACGAAGACGAGAGCGAUCAUGCUACCAGCAAUCACGUCAGAGAUAGCAGUCGCAGGCGAGGCGACGGACGAGAAAUGUUGCCCUCUCGGUCGCGAUUAGGUCUAACUGGUUUAGGAUCGAGUCAAGAUUUGGGUUCCAGUAAUGGUGAUCUUUAUUACAAUUCGAGACCGGAAGGACAUUGGUCUUAUCAACCGCCUCCACCGCCAGUUAUCACGCAUCAACCGAAACCUGCCACCGCACAACAUUUUCAACCUUAUGAGCGUGGUUAUCCAAAGACUUUGGAAAGUCUAGCAGAGAAAGAUUUUACGAAGGUACACUCCUUCUAUACCGGGCCAGUAAUGCCCUCGAACGACGGCCGCCGAAUGUCCACUGGUGGCGGAAUGCAAUCGGUCGCAGGAAGAUUGUCAAGUCAAGCUCAGUCAUCUCAUUAUGGUUAUUCUCAGCACACCGGAAGUGGAAGAAUGAUUCCCAGAAGUGGUUCGGAUCAACAUUUGCCACGGGUCGAUUACGCUAGCAUAACGAUGCCAGCUCGUCAUACUCUUCUCAGGUCGAGUUUAAAAUCAGGAACAUCAGCAUUGCGAUAUAAUACUAGAUACGGAACGCAAGCCGACACGCCGUCGAUUACACCAAGACGAAAUCCAGUUGGUACUCUAACUAGAAGGCACAGACCAUCUUUGGAUUAUGCUUCCGAUACCGAGGCUACCUGCUCGAGUUCACCUAAAUCUGCCUACUAUUAUUAUAGACAUAAUAUGAAUAAUCCACCAUCCAGCAGUGCCGUAUCGCAUCUUGCUACGCUUUCAAGAUCGCAAAUUGGUCAGGGUAUGACGGGAUUAAGAUCAAACUCUUUACCUCGAAGUGGUAGAACGUUGCCGCAACAGCCAGGUAUCAGGUCAGGUCUCAGUACUGUAGCAUCGGGAUUGAUAGAUCAGGAAGACAGCGACGGUGCUUUAUCGGCUCCAGAAUUGCCUUCGAUCAGACGGGAUAGAGGUAGGAUACCAUCGUCCCCUAGCGUAUUCACUUCCGACGAAUAUCGAGCGUGGCUGAGCAGAACUCCUAGCACAAGUGCACUGUACGAACAAAUCAGAGCAACCACGAACCGACCACCUCGUUAUACCUAUAGCGCCGAAAAUAUUCACGCAGCAGCCAAUCAAGGCGAUUAUGGUAGUUAUGGAGCGUACAGGCCACUUUCGAGUACGUUGGAUCGACUCUCAACGAGGUCAGCGUCGGCGCAACAAGUUAAUUUAGCAAAUUUAAGAGCAUCGACGGCGAUUAGUUCGACGUGUCAUCGGGGUACAGGCAAUCCUAGGCCGGCAUCGGUGGCUACAAGCGCACGUUCCUCCUUGACCAGUCAAAAGCCGUCGUUAGGAAGCUCUGCGAGUCAAAGAACUACGUCUGUUAGAAGAAUUAGAAAUUUAUUAGACCUUGAAUCUACGAGAAGUAUACCGACUCCUACACCUACCAGAACUCAGGAUCAAAGACUGCUAGAUAUUAAUCCUGCAGAGUUCCUCAAGUAUAAGAUAGAAAAGCCACCGACGGUGGGUACUCCGAGCUCGACCAGUUCCCUUUUGAGUUCGCUCGGAGAAACCAGCGGUGGUGAUCUGGCAGGUGGGGUCAGUGGAUUGCUCUGGGUACACCUAUUGGCAGGACGUGGCCUUCGUUCGACUACAACCUCCUCGGCAGCAACUACGCCCUCUACGCCAUCGGGUCAGCCUAAUUUAGCUAGUUGUGGCCUGAGAGACUUAUAUUGCGUACUGGAAUGUGACAGAGUACACAAAGCACGAACUGUCGUGCGAACGGGUGAUUUGAUGUUCGAUUGGGACGAAACCUUCGAGCUGGAUCUCGUAGGAAAUCGGCAGCUGGAUCUGCUUGUUUAUUCUUGGGACCCACAAUACCGGCACAAACUCUGUUACAAAGGAUCCGUACACUUGGCUACUCUGCUUAAAGAAGCGGCGGUGCAUCAGUUGGCCGUUAAAGUCGAACCUCGAGGUACAAUCUAUUUAAGACUGCGAUAUACCGAUGCCCAGCAGACCUUUAGACGCAGAGGAUUACCAGUUAUAUCUCUUGCUACUCGUGUAGCACCUUUGUUCGGAGUUGAUCUCGAUACCGUUGUUAGUCGAGAGUCAAAGACUGGAGGAGUUCCUGGUGGUGUUUCCACGGCACUAGCAAUGGGAGUUCCAAAUGUACCAAUAAUUGUUUGGCGAUGUGUCGAGGAAGUCGAAAGGAGAGGCCUCGAUAUUAUAGGUUUAUACAGACUUUGUGGGUCGGCUAGUAAAAAGAGAAUAUUAAGAGAAGCUUUUGAACGAAAUGCACGAUCGGUCAAUCUGUCACCUGACAAUGUACCAGAUAUAAACGUUAUUACCGGUGUAUUGAAAGAUUACUUACGAGAACUUCCGGAACCAUUAUUUACAAAAUGUCUUUAUCAAAUGAUGGUCGAUGCGUUGGCCGUUUGUUUGCCCGACGAUCCGCAAGGCAACGCUAAACUUAUGUUCAGUAUAUUGGAUUGCCUACCAAAAGUUAACAGAUGUACUUUAAUUUACUUGUUAGACCAUUUGGCAAUGGUCGUUUCUCAAUGUAACAAAAUGUCACCAGCGAGUUUGGCUGUCUGUUUUGGACCGGUACUAAUGUUACACUCCGAAGAAAAUGGCCCACCAUUGGAUUUCCAACAACCGAUUGCCGUAUUAAAAUAUCUUUUGGAAAUAUGGCCAAUUAAGUCAGUUCGGAAGACUUCUUCAGUCGGUUCAGCGCUUCCUCGAGUUACGCCAGCAAUCGAGCACAGCAACAGUCAGCAACAAGUGGAACAACAUCAUCAACAGCAGCAGCAGCAGCAGCAGGUUCAACAACAGGUGCAACAGCAGGUACAGGGAACAUUGGGACGAACAGGGCUGCUUUGGCAGCAGCUACCCUCACUUCAUCGUCCACCCCAAACUACAGUAGCCGAAGCCCUCGCACCCUCCAUUCGUCCUCCUCCACCGCCACCAAUCAAGCCUCGACAGGUGAUAGUCUCGUCUCCCGGUUCACCUAGCAGUGAGGACUCGGAAGCCUCGUCAGAGCCGAUUGACAAGAACCUCCUGGGGGGUUUGGGAUUUGAAAAGGUCGAAGAAGCGACAACUGGUCCGGGUCAGGGUACUUUCGAACAACAGAUCACGCCUACAAGCAGCCUCGACACGGAAGAAGGUCAUAUCGGAGAAGAACCCGAAAAAGAUGUUGAAGGAGACGUCGAGGCAAGCGACGACGAUCGACAACAACAGCAACAACAACAACAACAACAACAACAACAACAACAACAACAACAACAACAGCAACAACAGCAGCAACAACAGCAGCAACAGCAGCAACAACAACAACUACUUCCUAAAACGACCCAAUAAUUGUGGUGCACAGUGAGUAAAAAGAAUCAAUGCGAGAGAGAGAGAGAGAGAGAAAGAAAAUAAAAGAGUCAUGCUUCUUUUUGACCAUAUAAUAUAAACUAAAAAAUACAAAUAUUGAAAUAAAACAAGACCGUGGCUUUGCCGAUAUUUUCUGGCCUUUCGAUUCGCGAGUCGACGACGGUUUCGACAAUUUCGACAAUUUCAACGAUCGUCUUUCCCUCGUCGAUGAUCUCUUCAACCGAUUCGCGAUCGCACGUUGCCUAAAACCCUUAUCUUCUUUAUAUAUCAAAAAUUCAGUGUCACAUUGUUGGUUUUGUCAACUUGUAUUUCAAUAUAAAAAAUAUAUUUGAUCUACUUUUCACUUUUCUAACUUCAUCAUCAAUUUGCUUCUAUAUGAAAGGAUUAAAAAGGCACGUGCGAUAUUUAAAUCGAUCUAAUGCGUAUUAACGUAAUUACAAUAGACGACAUCGUACAAUUACUAAUUAAAAAUAUGAAGAUCAAUAUAGGAUAUUCGACGAAUUAGACGAUCGUCAAAGCAAUUUGAAAAUGCUGAAGUAAACUGUGGGACCAUCGCGAAUAUUCAUUCCCAACUAAACAAUGAAACCGACGUUCCUAGCUCGAUAGGAAACUUUCCUCGAAAUUCACGCAGUUUCGUGAUCUCUUCUAUUGUAAUAAUAAAUAAAUAGGACAAAGAAUCGUGCGAGAAGUGAAGCUUAUAAAGUAUGCCUAUCGAAACUACAAAUAAAUGGUGACAUACAAUAAAGAAAUUUAGGACGUUUAAAAACGUACUAAUAUUUCGUAAUCGUAAUUUCACACAUGAAGACAUUUCUUUUCUAUACCUUGCGAUUAUCAGUUUGAUUUAGUUGUUGAUCUAAUUUUCUUAAAAAUCGCAAUUUUGUUAUUUUCGACGACACGAGCGAUGGAAAAAAACUGGAUGGUAAUUACUUCUUCUUCGUCGAGCGUAAUUUUUUUUUCUUAUCGUUCGUGCGUGAACCAAAAUUUGCCUCGACGACAACGAGUUCGAUAAAGCACGAAAGAAAUGAUUAACCCAAUGUGAGGAAUGCAAAGCUUUCCCCACUCUAGCCACGCAUUACGAUAGGUAUAUAUGCAAAUAAAUCCAGACAAAUAGACAGACAGACGGACAAACAGACGCACACCCUUACAUAAACAUAUAUACAUAUACUCUACAGAGACAUCCUAGGAAAAAAGUGUGAGCAAAAAGAAAUAAUAAAAUAAUGUGACAUACAUAAUGGUCGGUUUAUAUACAAUAUACUAUAUAUACACAUGUUAUAUAUACAUAUGUAGACUAGUCACGAUAUACAUGUGCUUUUGAUAAAAAAAUUAUUACUUGUAGCGUUAGUUAGCCCUCGUAUACAAACAACAAACAGACAACUGCUCUAUAUAUUAUGUAUAAAUAUAUAGUAUUUAUAUAUAGAUCUAUAUAUAUAUACAUAUUAUAAAUAAUACAAAUAACAAAUAUAUACAUACUAAAUAAAAAAAUAAUAUAAAAAAGGGCCGCUACAGAGAGAUGUCGAAAAGAUUACGCGCGCAUGCUAUAUCAAGGAUGAGAAGUUUGAAAAAAAACAUACAAAAGAAUCAGCCAAAAGCGUGGGCAAACGUGCCUGCAUCGCACAUAUAGAAAAUAUACAACACACACACACACACACACACGUACACACGCGUACACAAAAAAGAUCACCAUCGGUAAUAUCGCGACGCGUUCUAUGCAGAAAUGGAAUACAAAGUAAAACGAUAGAUAAUAAAAUGCGAUGCUACAUGUGUGAGAAUUCAUACAAAAAAAAAAAAAAA